AUGCAACUCUCCCUCCUCCUCACCACCCUCGCCGCAACCCUCAUCUCCGCAGGCCCAAUCCCCCAACCAAUCCCCCUCCCCGACGCCGAAACAGUCGCCCUCAUAACCCGCUCCCUCGAAGCCCGCGCGGAAACAGCGCAACAAAAUCAACAGCUCGCCCAAGCCCAAGCCCUCGCCCAAGCACACGCGCUCGCCCAGCUCCGCCAAAACCAGCAAUGGGGCCGCGGCGGCGGCGGAUACCCCGGCCGGUUCCACCAGGCUGGGGGCGGGUUUGAUUUGAAUGUUUUGGGGCUUUUGGAUUUGAGUGCCGGGGGUGGGAGGACGGAUUAUUGUACUUGGCCUUAUUGUUAG
Molecule: messenger RNA, 351 nt
Organism: Zasmidium cellare ATCC 36951
Lineage: Eukaryota; Fungi; Ascomycota; Dothideomycetes; Mycosphaerellales; Mycosphaerellaceae
Exons: 2
Coding region: 1-351 (116 amino acids)
Source: RefSeq, a predicted model, not a curated record